This is a messenger RNA of Oncorhynchus masou masou (cherry salmon), 492 nucleotides long. RefSeq names its product ras-related protein Rab-38-like. Bases 20 to 433 code for a protein of 137 amino acids. Gene Ontology annotation, biological process: phagosome-lysosome fusion; endosome to lysosome transport. Gene Ontology annotation, molecular function: GTP binding; GTPase activity. The record is from RefSeq and is a predicted model, not a curated record. Gene Ontology annotation, cellular component: lysosome; phagocytic vesicle; late endosome. NCBI's taxonomy places the organism in Eukaryota, Metazoa, Chordata, Actinopteri, Salmoniformes, Salmonidae. The transcript has 3 exons.
UCAGGAGCGGUUUGGGAACAUGACCCGUGUGUACUACCGAGAGGCCAUGGGGGCGUUCAUCGUGUUUGACGUGACACGGCCCACUACCUUCGAAGCCAUCACCAAGUGGAAGGAGGACCUGGACUCUAAACUCAUGCUGACCAACAGAGAGGGCAUCGCCACGGUCCUAUUGGCUAAUAAAUGUGAUCAGGGGCGGGAGGUUCUGACCAAUAACGGCGUGAAGAUGGACCAGUUCUGUAAAGACAACGGCUUUGUGGGCUGGUUCGAGACCUCAGCCAAGGAGAACACCAACAUCAGCGAGGCAGCGAACUUCCUGGUGAAACACAUCAUGGCUACAGAGAAUGAUUUCCUAAAGUCAGUGAUCCCAGACACCAUCUCUCCAAAACUAAAUGACUCACAACCUGGGACCUGCUCUGCCUGCUACAAACCAUAGCUAGACAACUCACAACCUGGGACCUGCUCUGCCUGCUACAAACCAUAGAGGGAGGAGGA